Messenger RNA from Synchiropus splendidus (mandarinfish), 1409 nucleotides. RefSeq lists its product as uncharacterized. The transcript is spliced from 5 exons. Bases 255 to 1136 code for a protein of 293 amino acids. NCBI's taxonomy places the organism in Eukaryota, Metazoa, Chordata, Actinopteri, Syngnathiformes, Callionymidae. The record is from RefSeq and is a predicted model, not a curated record.
CACAAGAAGAAGAAACAGACGGAGAGGCGCGGAAACAACUCACGAGCCAAGUUUUGUCAGCGGACGACAGUGGAUGCGAAGCAGAUGACUUUCAUAUGAACACGGUGACCCUUAAAGUGGAGUACUACAGGUGAAAAGAUGGACCAGCUGGAAACACAGCAGAUAAGAUGAUACUUCCACAAAACACCUGACCCGGGGGGCAUCGCACUGGCUCUUGUUUCAGAUCAUAUGAGUGCCAACUUAAGUGGCCCAUCAUGGUGAACACCAGACACUCUGGCAAAUUAAAAAAGAACUUGAAGAAAACACAAAGGCAGGCGGUAAAUUCAGAGGAGGGCGGCGCUGUUGACCUCUGGGAGCUCAUCGGCUGCGAUCAGGAGCUGCUGAGCGUCAGUGAUGGAGUAAAGCAGUCAGAUGAGGAUUCUCGGUCCUCCAUCAGCAGCUUUGCCUCUGGGCCGUCUCGCUCGUACCAGGACGCGGCGCCGUACCUGUGCUCAUCCUGCCUGAAGCUCUAUGAGAGGGCGAAGAAGAUGAAGAAAAUAAAGGACAAACUUUUAGACAACGAUCCUUGCUCCCUGUCAUGUGACCAGUGGGUUCUUGGGAAGAAGUGGAGAGUGAGCCGACGGCCGAACACAGAGGGGAAGCUUCUGCAGGUUGUGUGUCGAAUUACGACUCAAUUUAAAAAACGGAGUCCCGAACAGAGCGGGCGGGAAUCGGACUGUUCAAGGCCGCACCCUUUCCUGCAGAGAAACCUCCGCGUGAAACCUCGUUUUAAAAAGCAGAGGAAUAAACGGAAAAGAUCGAGACAAGGCGGCCAGGGUCCUCGCUCGGCCAAGCAGCAGCGUCUCCAUGGCAACAGCAGGCAAAGGCUUCCCCCCAGCAUCAACAGCACACAGAGCAAUCGCACGCUUGAUGGCAACUGCUCCGGGUUUUGGGAUGGAGAUGGCGAUAGCGUGCUUGCAGAAGACUCACAAUUGGAGAGCGAACCCAUUGCCGUCUCCAUGGCGACCCACCCGAACAGAGACUUGACAGGCAAGCAGGAGGAGCCACUGAAGCAGAGUGGGUUCAGAGAUUUACUAGCUCAAUUGUCCAACACCAGCACCAUCAUCAGAGAGAGAGAACCGUCAGAGAAAGUAUGAACUCUGACCUGAUCUGAGGUCCAAUGCUGCUUUAUUAAGGGAUAUUCUGUAUGUUUUCAUAGCAACUUUGCAGCUAUCCUUUUUCAUCCAUGUUCAUGUUCCGUUGUCAAUGCGAUAUUUAAUAUCUAAAUUACAUUUAGAAGCCUUUAAAUGGUUUUAUUUAAAAGGAUUGAGGAGAUUUUAGUCAACAGCCUGCUUAUGUUACUGACAAUUUAUGUUGUGCACCGUUGCUUUUGUUUUAAAAUACCUGACCAUAAGUUCUAAUAAAGCACA